AUCACGACACGUCACGGCUACCCUUACAAUACAAAUUUACCGCCAAAAUCGGAGUUCGUCACGACAUUGUUCCAAAUAUAAACUUUCUUAAUUUCAAACUGUGAUACCUAGCCUUUUUGUCUAUAAAAAAAAUGUAAAAAAUUUUUUUUCUAAAAAGUUGCCAAUAUUUUUGUGAAGUUUUCGAAUUGGCGGGUGUCGGGUUGAUGUGUGCGAGCGAGAGGUGUGAUAUGGAAAGCCCCGGCGAGGAAACGGGACGGGUAGUUCCUCCCGCACCGCACACCCCCGCCGCUCCUCAGCCCAACAAUGGCUCCAAUAAGAUCAUCGGACGAAAUGUGAAUGGGACCAUGGUCGUGACGUCGGCUCCUGCAAAUGAGGCAGAACUACAAUUGUACAGGGUGAUGCAACGAGCCAGCCUGUUGGCUUACUACGACACCCUGUUGGAGAUGGGUGGGGAUGAUGUACAGCAAUUGUGUGAUGCUGGAGAGGAAGAAUUUCUUGAAAUAAUGGCUUUAGUAGGCAUGGCCUCAAAGCCUCUCCACGUCAGACGACUACAAAAAGCCCUUCAGGAAUGGGUCAACAAUCCUGCCCUUUUCCAAAUUCCAAUCGUUCCUAACCUCUGUCCAACUGAAAAUCCCUUUAUCCAAUGUAACCAAAGACUCCUUAAUAUGCCUCCUUCAAUUCCAAAUGUCUUACCGAGGACGGUGGCCUCUCCUGAAAGUAGUAGACCAAUGUACAGCCCGUCUCCUGGUGCUCCUGAGAACAGUUGUGGGUCUACUGCCUCCGCACCUAACGCUAGUCCUGUUCACCAAGUGAAUACAUUUACAAAGAUAGUCUUACCGCCGUCUCCUGCACCAGCAGCCCCUGUUACGUCAACAGCUUCCAGAUCGUUUUCCCCACAAAGUGCCUGUCCACCCGCUUCGGCUGGUUCCAGCCCAAGUUCAGUUACAUCACCAGUUCAGCUGACGCCAGUACUCUUGGACGUUCACGUGCAGAAGUUGGCCGCAGCUGCUGAGAAGUUGAGCAAACAUUUGCCUCAACUGGAACCAAAGCCACAGAAUACAAAAAAAAAGAUGUGCAAAGAUUUAGAACUAGUGAUGAUGAUGCCGGAGUCAGAUCCGAGGCGGAUGGAGGAAAUUAGAAAGUACGCAGCAAUUUAUGGAAGGUUUGAUUGUAAGAGGAAGCCUGAGAAACCAUUAACGCUGCACGAGGUAAUGGUGAACGAAGCGGCGGCUCAGAUAUGUCGUUGUGUGCCUGCACUCCUGACAAGGAGGGACGAGCUCUUCCCUCUGGCGAGACAGUUAGUCAGGAGGGCUGGCCUACACUAUUCUAAACACGGCCUCCCACCCACAGCGUCAACAGGCGAGGACCGGGAGCGUGACGAGGACGAGACGCCUCCGAAGCGAUCGCGGCAGGAAGGUGAGGAAGGAAACGGUAUCCGAGCGAGUCCUGAUGCAGCCAGAAGUAAUUCCAAUAGUUGGUGGGGCGUGAAGGCAGAGAGUGAUGACGCUGACUCCAGGUGUUCAUACUCCAGUACCAGUACUCCACCACCGAAGAAGGUAGCAUCCUUUGGUAGUGAUUACCACACUUAUGGCUCUGGAUUACAAGGGUACCCAAGUUAUGGAUCGUAUGGGCUGAAGAAAGGGAACAUUUAUGCUCUUAAUGGAAACCUUACUACGACUGGAUACGCUCCCAACCAAGUUUAUAACACCAAGAAUCGAUACCAGGUUGUGGUAAAGAAAACCAGGGUUGGCAGCAGAAAGAAAAAUGGGAAACGUCAUGCAGCCCUCGAGAUCAUCUUCGGCCACCGUAAACGCAGGCAUGCGGACGACGAACACGGGUGGCUCGCCUACCGACCCAAAACCAGACCCGAAAGUACGGCGCGUCGCGUUUUGCGCGUGCCUCAAAGAAGCACCACACCACCACCAUGGAUGGGGCCCAAUAGGGCUAAUACCGAUACCGAGCCGCGGAGAACUUAA
Molecule: messenger RNA, 1976 nt
Organism: Spodoptera litura
Lineage: Eukaryota; Metazoa; Arthropoda; Insecta; Lepidoptera; Noctuidae
Gene: nab
Product: NGFI-A-binding protein homolog
Biological process (GO): negative regulation of DNA-templated transcription
Cellular component (GO): nucleus
Molecular function (GO): transcription coregulator activity; transcription factor binding
Source: RefSeq, a predicted model, not a curated record